AUGGCCUUGAGCUUGUAUGGCUUUCACCUCUUCUCCAAGUUCAAAGUGUUGGUGCUUGUCACCUUGUGUUUGAUGGUGCUAUGGGCCACCUUCAGUUACUUUGUGGACUCCAGACAGGAAAUUUCUAAAGCUAAGAACAUGGAGGAUUUCAGAAAGGUAGCUAGCCUGGAGGACAGACAAAAGGAAGAGAAGACGGAGUCAAUUGUGAAAGUUCCCACAGUGAAGUCAUUUCAGGGUCCCUGCCCAGCUCUGUCUCCAUACCUGCGAGGUGCCAGCAAACUCACCUUCAAAGCAUCUCUCACGCUAGAAGAAGUGCAAAAGGAGAACCCUCAGGUAGUCAAGGGCCGGUAUCACCCUGCGGAGUGCUCAGCAUUGCAGCACGUGGCCAUCCUCAUCCCACACCGCAACCGAGAGAAGCAUCUGCUGUACCUCCUGGAACACCUCCACCCCUUCCUACAGAGGCAGCAGCUGGACUAUGGCAUCUACGUUAUUCACCAGGCUGGCAGCACCAAGUUUAAUCGAGCUAAACUGCUGAAUGUAGGAUACCUCGAGGCCCUAAAGGAAGCGACCUGGGACUGUUUCAUUUUCCAUGAUGUGGAUCUGGUGCCAGAAAACGACUUUAACAUUUACAUGUGUGACAGACAACCAAAGCACCUUGUGGUUGGCAGGAACAAUACUGGAUACAGGUUACGGUACCAGGGGUACUUCGGAGGUGUAACGGCUCUAACAAGAGAUCAGUUUUCCAAGGUGAAUGGAUUCUCUAACAACUACUGGGGUUGGGGUGGAGAAGAUGACGACCUUCGAAUCAGGUAAUAAAUAAAUAAAAGGCCAGAUGGAAAUGAGU
Molecule: messenger RNA, 844 nt
Organism: Tauraco erythrolophus (red-crested turaco)
Lineage: Eukaryota; Metazoa; Chordata; Aves; Musophagiformes; Musophagidae
Source: RefSeq, a predicted model, not a curated record